This is a messenger RNA of Perkinsus marinus ATCC 50983, 3624 nucleotides long. RefSeq names its product Paramyosin, putative. Bases 1 to 3624 code for a protein of 1207 amino acids. Lineage: Eukaryota; Perkinsozoa; Perkinsida; Perkinsidae. The record is from RefSeq and is a predicted model, not a curated record. The transcript has 23 exons.
AUGGUGAGCAGAGCGAUUAAGGAGAAGUGUGGUAUGUGUCAGAUGCGGGUGACAGGGUCUCGGGAGAGGGAUGAAUUUAAGGCCGAUAUUGUCGAUCUACGGCUAAGUCUUGGUGUGGUAGAGAAGAGAUGUGAGAGGAAAAUUGAGGAGAAGAUGGAAGGGUUAGAGAGAAGGGUAGGAGUGGUGGAGGCCUCACGGAAACGUAUUGAGGAGGGUCUACGGGAUGAGAGGGUCUUUGUGGAGAAUAUGUGUCGUGAGACGUCGGAGGAGGUCAGUCGGGUGGCGGGGAAAUGUGAGGAGAUGAUGAAGAAGGAGCGGGAGGAGAUAGUGGGUGAAGUGCAUAGGGGCAUUGGGGAGAUGGAGAGGAGGCUGGGGGUGGCGGUGAGAGGGGGUGAGGAGGCGGUGGAGAGGGUGGAGGAACGACUUGGGAAGGUGGAGAAGGAAGUGAAAAGCAGCAGGAGAAGGAAUUCUGGUGGGAAUAGAGUGGUGACCAUCACCGCCUCCCCUUCGCGUCUGGAUGAGCCCUCUAGUAGUGAGGACAGCUACGAUGAGAUGCAAAGGGAUAUUAAAUAUGAACACAUAUGCUCACGGCUGAAGAAGCUGGAAUCAGUUUUACAGAGAGUAUAUGAAGUAGAGGAGAAGCUCAGGCAGGGGCAGCGUCAAGAAGUCGCGAUGGAGAGUGCAGGAGUGACGAGGGAGGAGGUUGAGGAGCUCAGGAGAAGUGUUUGGAAAGAAGUCAAUUUGGUGAGGGAACAACUUGGCGAGGUGGCGGCAGAGGUCCGCGGUGAGUCCAGGAAGGAGGGAUGGGCUGAUGCUACUGGGCGAGCGAGAAUUGAAGAGAGAGUGGAGGAGAUAUCUAAGGCGCUACAGGUGAUGGAAUUUAGGGUGGAGGAGUUGGGGAGGGGGAGUGAUGGUAGGGAAUUCGGUGGGCUGAGGGAAUGUGUUGAGGAGUGGGUUAAUAGGAGUGAGAAGUUAGAAGCAGAGGUGGAGAGUUUGGCAGGGCGGCAAGUUGAGAUGGGGGAAGAAGUGAAGGGGAUGGUGAGGAGAAUGGAUGGUAUAGAAGAGGGCGAGUCGAGGAUGGGAAUCGUGGUUGAGAGGGUUGAAGGGGAAAUGGCGGUAUUGGCUCGGGCGGUGGCUGAAGUCUCAGAUUUGCGGACGUCCGUGGAUGAGAUUUCAGAUUUUUUGAGCAAGUUCCCGAGAGACGGUUUUAAGGAGGAUGCGCAGCGAAGCAUAGAGGGGCUGAGGAGUGGCCUGGCUGAGGUGAGGGUGGAGAUGGAGGAGGUGAGGGAGGUGAGGCACGCGAUGGGGAGGAUGGGGGAGGUGGAGAGUAGAUUGGGACAUGUGGAGGCUAAUAUGGAGUGGGUGGAGGGGGAGUUUAAUGCGUAUAAGAAGGAGGAGGUUUGGGAGGCUGAGGUGAGCAGGAAUAGGGAGACGCUGGAGAGGGUGGAGGAGGAGUUGGGGCUGCAGAAAAAGCAGUUGGAGGGAAUAGAACCCGGGCUGAGUGCGAAUAGAGAGGCUUUGGAGGGGUUAACCGUCACUGUUGGGAAGUUGGAGCGGAGGGCGAUGGGGGCAGUAGCUGCGGUUGGACCUCAAGAAGAGGGGAUGGAGGGCAGUUCGGGACGUCGAAUUCGAGAGCUGGAGGAGUCUGUGGAGGAGUUGAUGGCACUGUUGGGAGUGGUUGACGAUCUGGCUAAGAAUCAGACGGAAAUGCGGAAGUCGCUGCAAUCGAGAUAUGAUAGGGAGACGGCAGAGAUGGGAGCGGCACUGAGGAAAGAAAUUGGCGAGGUUAGGGAGGCAGUGGCAGAAGGGGCGGUGGGGGUAGAGGAGCUGAGGAGGAUCGUGGGAAAGUUGGAAGGGAGGCUGAGGUUGGACGAGGAGGUGGUGGUGGACACAGUGAGGGGAAAGCAGGAGCGCUUGAAUGGGGACGAUUCGGCGAGAGAGCGGUUGCAAGUGGUCGGUCCGGAUGAUGGGCUGUGGGUGGAGAGGAAGGAGUUGGCCGCGAUGAAAGCUCAGACAAGGGAGUUGCAAGAGGCGAUGGACGGGUCACAGGAACGAGUGGAGGAGUGGAUAGAGAGCAAGCUGGAGGUGCUUCAGUCGGAGUUGGUGGAACGCGAUUCGGAGUGGCAGAAGAUGGUGGAGGAGCAGGUGACCGAGGCUCUGGGGCAUAUAGAAGGAUAUGUGGAUCCGGAAAUUGCUAGGCUAUCGUCGUCAUUGGAAGGCGUUGCAGAGAGGCUAGUGAAUGUCGAGGCUUCGGUUGCGGAGGGAAUGCGGAUGAGGAGGGAGAUGGAGGGAAUGGGAAAGGAGCGUCGUCCGUUGCUGAGCCCGUAUGGUGUCGGGGAAGAGGCCAGGAAUGUACAACUAGAGGACCGAUUGGCUGCUUGCGAAAGUGCUCUGGAGGAAACGGUGGGGAGUGCGAGGGAGGUGGAGGGCAUAAGGAGAGAACUGGAGAAGGUUUCUGUGAUGGUUGCCCGACACGAGGCGUCAAUAACUACGACUGGUAGUGGGAGGGAUCAAGAGGCUCGAAUACUCGAGAUGCAGAACGCGAUACAGACGGUCCACUCGAGGAUGUGUAGAUUGGCUAGUGCGAUACGAGAGCUCUACUCUGAUUGUCGCACUUCGCUGUCUACCAAUUUCCCCGAGGCUGCUGACGCUCUGCUGCAGGGUGGGUUGAGAAUCCCGGAGUGGACGGAUGAAAGCCUUAUGCAUAGCAUGAGCAAUAGAUUGGAUGAUGUUGCGGUCACUCCGGUCAAGACGGGCUCGAAUGUGUUGGUGUCGGAACUAGGACUGGACGAUGGUGGUAACAUCACUAUCGCUUCCAUGAGGGGCUUCACGGGUGGUAUGAACGGAGGGAUAUGGUUUGUUAAGGUGAAUGGUGCGAAUAAACUAUGUUUGAAACUGGUGUCGGCUCAGCGUAAAUGUGCGCAAUUGCCAACUGAAGCUGGCAACUACAUCGAUCUGGCGAGACGGUUUCCUUUCCUGUUGUCACGAAGCACCCUGGGUGGGCUAUUGGCCUUCCCGGUGAAGAUUUUCGAUGUGGCGACUUCUGGUACUGCAUCUCGAGUGCUCUUUAACCUCAUAGCGAUGCCGGUUGCUAACGGCGUGAGGCUCGCUGAAAUACUGGGACGGAAGGUGCAUGCACGCGAGGACAAUUCCAAGGUGCUUGAAGAAGUCGGGCGACAGUUGAGGCGUUUCCAUGAGCGAAUCAAUGGGGCGUCAGGGCCGCUGGAAGUUCAGCAUACGGAUUUCCAACCAUGUAACAUAUUUGUCGACGAGCCCAACCUUGGUGUCGGCGAGAAUGGUGGCGUUACAUUCGUGGACUUGGGAGGAAUGGGAGUGUCGGUGAAGGAAGGCGACUAUGAGCAUUUCGUGAAGUCUCUGACGCUGCUUGGGCGAACUUAUGGUCAGGAGUUCGUACGGAUGUCUGUAAAGGCUUUCACUGAGGGCUAUGGCGUUAAUGCUCCUCGAGGACAGCGCCGCCCUAGCGCCAGAAGUUCCUCGCAAGUAUCACUCCGUCACGCCCCAUGUAAUUACAUCAAAGUGAACGCACCGGGCCGCGUUCUCUCCGGCACCAGCACUUACCGGAUCACCCGAGCAGGUGAGGAUGAUGAUUUCUCUAGAUUCUGA